Molecule: messenger RNA, 1794 nt
Organism: Hippopotamus amphibius kiboko
Lineage: Eukaryota; Metazoa; Chordata; Mammalia; Artiodactyla; Hippopotamidae
Product: mitotic spindle assembly checkpoint protein MAD2A-like
Exons: 5
Coding region: 528-941 (137 amino acids)
Biological process (GO): mitotic spindle assembly checkpoint signaling
Cellular component (GO): nucleoplasm; cytoplasm; kinetochore
Source: RefSeq, a predicted model, not a curated record
CAUUAUAAACCAACCAUUCUUCAAUUAAAAAGAUCUUAAAAAAUAGUGUUUUCUCAACCUUUCAUGUUCUAAAAAUAACAUCAGCUACCAGAGACAACAUAGACUGGAUUUAAAAUAAGGUGGUAAAUUGGAGUGUGUGCCCUGCCGGAUUGGCUUGAAUCAAAGGGAAAAGAGCAAGUAGAAUUACAAGAGGAGAACUGAGGAGGAGAAGAGGAAGAUCCCUGCUGUUUGAGCUGCGACAAAUGAUUGGGGUAUUAAAAGUCUUCUAAAAUAUUAUGUCACAAAUGCAGGUCUUCGUGAGGUCACUGUUUGUGUGUAGCUUAAGUACUUUGCUUCUUAAUACCUAUGGAAAAUGCUCACUGGUAUAUCCUUAUUAUCUCUCUGCACCAUUGUUUUCCGCCUCCCUCGUGGAUCAGGAUUGGAGGGAAUGUGUCUAGUAUUUCGGCACAGUGUUUGCUUGGGUGUAAACUGGAGGCGAGGCCAUGCAGGCAAGCUGAGGCGGGAUUGUGAAGAGUCGGCAAGUUGCCAUGCAAAAGAGGGAAAACCCUGGGUCUGGAAGCAGGGAAGCUGAAUGGUUAUACAAGUGUUCAGUUCAGAAAUUGGUGGUAGUCAUCUCAAAUAUUGAAAGUGGGGAGGUCCUUGAAAGAUGGCAGUUUGAUAUUGAGUGUGACAAGACUGCAAAAGAUGACAGUGCACCCAGAGAAAAGUCUCAGAAAGCUAUCCAAGAUGAAAUCCGUUCAGUGAUCAGACAGAUCACAGCUACAGUGACAUUUCUGCCACUGUUGGAAGUUUCUUACAGAGAUUUGGUUGUACCUGAAAAAUGGGAAGAGUCGGGACCACAGUUCAUUACCAAUUCUGAGGAAGUUCGUCUUCGUUCAUUUACUACUACAAUUCACAAAGUAAAUAGCAUGGUAGCCUACAAAAUUCCUGUCAACGACUGAGGAUGAGAUAAAGACAGUAUAAUGUACUUGUAUUCUCAAAUGUGGUUUUCCUGAAACCAAAUCAACUGUAGUUGAUAUGUUUUAUUUCAUUGGUUAAUUUUUAGAUGGAGAAAACUUAACAUUAUGCUUUACUGAAUCUGUGCAUAAUCGUUCCAUUCCUUGGUACCUGUUUCACUUUCCAUAGGGUUGACGUAAGUUAUUGCACACUGUUCCAAAGGGAACUAGCAGAUUACAUCAGCAUUGUAAUGUCAGUUCCUUUGACGAUGGUAACUGUAGAUGGAAAAACUUUUGCGAUACAGCUAAAUGUCUUUCUAAAUCAGACCUUUUGGUCAAGCACCUUGACUCAGAGUAUACAGAAAUAUCUAAAUAUAAAAUAGAGCAAAAGAAAUAUGACUAUUGAGAACAUGUGUUUAGAUCUUGAAAGGAACUAAUGAUAGUCCAUAAGUAAUGAAAUAUUGAUCCUGUUAGGUCCCUUUGCCAUUUAUUUGUAUAGUUUCCAUAUUGAAAAGUUUUCCAAUUAUUUGAUUUUAAUUUAUAUAACUCGAAUCUAUGAAGCCAUGGAUAGUCCUGCUAUUCAAAUUCCUGUGAUACUGAACUUUUCAGAAUGUCUUUUUAUGUUUUAUAAAAUCAAGCUUUAAAGGACAAUGAUGAAAUAAAGUUAAAUGUGUAUGUUCUAAAUUUGUCUUAAAAUAUUCUUAUAUUGGUGUGGUGUUGAUACAGUUAAAUAGUUAUAAUGGAUUCAGUGCAGCAUAUUAUUUCUUGUGCCUACUAUGGUUAGCCUAAGAAUUCAAAGUUGAGUAAGUCUUGAGGUACUUUCACUUUAAUGGACAAGCUUUUAUUGUACCCCCUUCAU